This is a messenger RNA of Necator americanus (New World hookworm), 402 nucleotides long. RefSeq lists its product as uncharacterized. The transcript is spliced from 7 exons. NCBI's taxonomy places the organism in Eukaryota, Metazoa, Nematoda, Chromadorea, Rhabditida, Ancylostomatidae. The coding region runs from base 1 to 402 and encodes 133 amino acids. Gene Ontology annotation, cellular component: nucleus; cytosol. The record is from RefSeq and is a predicted model, not a curated record. Gene Ontology annotation, molecular function: DNA binding.
AUGGAGAGGGGACAUCAAUGCUUCGAACAAUCCUCAAUGAACACUACCUCACAGUUGUCGCAUCAAUUGCAACCUCGUGCUGAAGCCAAAGACGGUACUUCGCAAGCGGAAGCCCAAAAGCAAGCUGAAAAUCAAGAAAAUGCAGUGAAUUCAAUGUUAUCGCAGAUCCUCGAUCAGCAAGCCUUGGUACGUCUCAGCAAUUUGUCAGCUGUCAAGCCAGAAAAAGCUAAAAUGGUUGAAUCUGUAGUAAUCAACAUGGCUAGGCGUGGACAAAUCGCUGGAAAAUUAUCUGACGAAGGAUUAAAGCAGUUAAUGGAACGGGUCUCAACGCAGACGAACCGUACUACUACUGUCAAGUUCGAUCGGCGUCGUAACAACAUAGACUCUGAUGAAGACUAUUGA